AUGGCCGGCCACUGUCAUGAUUCAUAUCUCAUACGUGAAACUUGUAUGGUGCUAAGCGCCAUCAAGAGAUUGACCAAGAAGGAAAAAUUUGCAAAAGAGAUGAAAAGAGAAAGGAUUUGGAGUAGUGGGAGAUAUGCAUUUCGCAAGUGGAUGAAGUGGUCUGUGUCCAAAGCGUUAUGCUCUAGUCACAUACAAGAAAAGUAA
Dovyalis caffra is the source of this 204-nucleotide messenger RNA. The record is from the annotation of a GenBank genome assembly. NCBI's taxonomy places the organism in Eukaryota, Viridiplantae, Streptophyta, Magnoliopsida, Malpighiales, Salicaceae.